AAAGAAACACUGAGAGCAGCGGAGGUAGUGCAAGGCUACAAUUGGAGAUAAAAGUCUGGAUAUAAAUGCUCCAUCACUGGCUGGGGAAUAAUACCUGCAGCGACUGACAGGAGGAUACAAAAAAAAAGGGGGACGCAGCGAGAAGAUGGAUGUACAAACGGAGAACGUGGACCCCCCACCUUGUGAAUCGCAGCCAAGUGGAAAAAUCAGAAAAGGAUUCAAGCUGUUUGGCAAACGUAAGCCAGGUAACAUCUUUUCUAUUCGAAGCAAGGGGGAUGGAAACAACAAGUCACCUGUUCACAGGAGCAAAACACUAGAUGGAUUAUCAGAGAGUCCUGCACCAGAUUCUGAGCGGGAGCCGGACAAGGAAAAGGGACAUGAGGGGAGCGAAGCAGAGAGGGAGCAGGCAGAGGAGGAGCCACUUGGUGAAGAUGGCGUGUUGGCUGCCGCCCCUGCUCGCAACUCCAUUUCUUCAGCCAGCUCAGCCAAGUCCCUCAGCUUCCUGUCACUGCUGAGGGGUGGCAGGAGAGGAGUGGGGGACCGUCAAGUCCACACUGUGUCCCAGCCGGUGGGUCGGCAACGCCGUGGGCUGAAGGGCCUCUUUGGAAAUGUUAAGUUCAAAUCGAAAGAUAAAGAGGACAAGGAGGAAGUCCCUCCUAGUCCACUCCUCAUGUCAUCCCGUGCCAACAGCGUUGAAAUCAUCAAAGAGGACCUCACCCUCACACCUAAAUCCCAGCCUCGCUCUCUGGACAGCCCAGAGACAGAGAGCCGUGAACAUGUCAAGAGCUUGACAAUCCCGGACAGUGCAGCCCCAUCCCCACCAGAGCCCACAACUCCACAGGCAACAACAGGCAGCGUGAGUAAAACUAAUGAGAAUGUAGCACCAUCACCCACCUCUGAACCGCCACUGAUACCCGGAGACACUAGCCUGAGCUCGUUGCUUGCCGAUAUCUCUUCUCUCCUGACUUUUGACUCCAUCACAGGGGGUGGAGACAUCAUGGCUGAUGUGGAAGCAGAGUGGGGAAAAGCAAGCAGUGCUCUCAGUGCUGUGGUGACUGAGGUCACGCCAUCAUCCACAGCUCCCUUGCCCAAACCCAGUGUCUCCUCUCCACUCACUUUAACAACAUUCAGCACCGCUUUCACAGCAAAACCUUCUCAUGUAGCUGUUCCCACAACAACUUCGCCCCAGUCCUUUACUCCACUGUCAAAGGCAACUACAACCUCUUCCCCCUUUUCCAAGCCAAGCACCAUCAUCACAACUUUCACCAAAUCUUCCACUUUGACAACUCCUUCAGUCAAACUGAGCUCAGACUCUACUCCAGCCUCUGAGCCUUCUGCCAGCGUUAAAAUCAUCACAGCUCCAGCGCCCGCUACAACAAAACCCUCAACUGUUCCUGUAACUUCAGCUCCUAUGUCUUCCUCUUUGAUUACACUUAAAUCUACAGUGAGCUCCACCUCUACAACAACCACAGCUCCUCCAAACACCCCAGCCUCUGUAGUAAAGGCUCCCUCAGUUAGUCCAAUUCUUACCUCUACAGCUAGCAAACUGGCUUCACAGACUGCACUGCCUCCUCAAACUACUACUUCUGUAAGUAAACCUAGUCCUGUAGCUACUUCACCUCCUGUGUCCAUUAAACCUCCACCAGUAACUCAUAGCCCUCCCAUCCCUGCUGCUAUCACCCAACCUCCACCUGCUAAAUCAGAUUUAAGUAGCACAUCCUGCAAACCUUCUCUAAGCUCAGUUGCAGGAGACUCUAAAGCCCCGGCAACAGUAUCACCACCCUGUACGGUUACAGCAAAAUCGUCUUCUCCUGACCUGGGUGUUCUCUCAAAAACAGCAGUUCUCACGUCAACUGCAACCUCAGCCUCUGUAUCUGCAGCCCCUUCCAAACCUACGCUCACCUCUACCCUCACAGAACAAAAUAAAAGCCCUCCCUCACAUGUAACUGUUCCAGAUAUUUGUCUUCCCACAAGUAAAACCCAACCCAGCCCAGCAUGUUUCCCAACUCCAGCUUCAAUUUCUUCAGAUAAGCUUCCUCCCACGACUAAACUCACAUCUGCCCCAGUCUUGUUAGAUAAGACUCCCACACCAAUUCCAGCACCUACCACUCACACUGUAGUUUCUGCAGCACCUACUGCUCUGGGUCAUAUUCCAGUUUCUUUAUCUAAGGAUCAGCCUGCUACUGCUCAAACACAAAUUUCUCAAUCUAAAGCCCCUCCCGCACCUGUUCAAGUCCCAGUUUCUGUAUGUAAAGAUCUGCCUGCUCCAGCUCAGAAGGAGGCUCCUCAAUCUAAAGCCCCUCCUGCCCCUGCUCAAUUUCCAGUUUCUGUAUCUAAAGAUCUGCCUGCUCCAGCUCAGAAGGAGCCUCCUCAAUCUAAAGCCCCUCCUGCCCCUGCUCAAUUUCCAGUUUCUGUAUCUAAAGAUCUGCCUGCUCCAGCUCAGAAGGAGCCUCCUCAAUCUAAAGCCCCUCCUGCCCCUGCUCAAGUCCCAGUUUCUGUAUGUAAGGAUCUGCCUGCUCCAGCUCAGAAGGAGGUUCCUCAAUCUAAAAUGCCCCCUGCCCUGGCUCAGAUCCCAGUUUCUCCUGCCCCAAUUCCUGUAUCCAAACCCCUUUCUGGUUCUGAUCAGAUCCCAGUUUCUCAACCAAAAGCCCAUCCUGCACCGCCCACUGCUCCUUGCCCUGUCACUUCUUUUACUUCUAUCCCUUCACCUCAGCAAAGUGAAGCUCCAGCCUCUGCUAAGCCUAGGGGAAGUGGACUAGCGACAGUGGAUAGCCAACUGGCCGGUCCAAAUAGUAUAAGUGGGCAGGGAGUGCAGACUGUGCCAUCUAAAACAGAAGAACCACAUAAGGAGUCACGAACAAGCCUCCAAGAGCCCCCCAGAGAAAAGAGGACACAGGUCAAAGCAUCAGGGCUUAGCAAAAUCCCUGUAGUUGGAGGAAGCAGGGUGGGCAGGCUACCUGUCCGGGACAGCCAGCAACAAGUUGAUGAGGAACCAAACAGAAACCCACCUACACCCGUGUUAGAAGAAGAAAGACCCAAUUUCAACUCACAUGAUGCAGGAAACAAAGAUAAAAUCAGUGCCGUGGAAGCCACCUCAAAACACAUCCCGGAGGACAGUCAGCAGCCUCAACAUCCAAAAGUUCUCGUCAGUUCAACACGUGACUCAAAGAUCCCAGUGAAGCAUGGCGCACAGACUCACACUGCCUCCCAAAUCCCUCAGAAUAAAGAACCCCCUCGCACUAAGAUACCUGUGUCCAAGGUUCCUGUCCGCAGAGUUGGUAAUAAACCUGGACACGCACUCAGGAAAGGUUCAGGGUCACACCUGAACACAAAGCAGCAUCAGUAACAAAGGAUAAGCAAGAUAAAAGGUCAUCUGGGAACACAGUCUCACAUACACACACAUAGCCUUUCACACAACAUUGGGCGAGUGCCUUUUUAAGGGUGCUUUUCCUACAGACUGUCAGAAAUUUUUUCAGUCUUUUCUACAGUACUUUUAACUUUUGUUACUCCCACUUUUUGUAGGAACCUUCAAGUCUUUUUGUCUUUCUUUCCAGCAAGUCUCUUUGAUAAUAGCCAGUCCCUUUACCUUUUAUUUAUGCCAGGAGAUGAACCAGAGGAGCUCUAUAAAUAAAUGCAACAACCAAAUUUACAUUCCACACCUUUCUCUGGAUGUAUGUAGCAGAAAACGUGCCAUGACGUUUUGCACAACAUGUUGAACUGUACAGCGCCUGUGUGUCCGCCUGCUCAUAUGUAACAUACUCAGAUCUCACUGUGAACUAUGGGAGGGACUGCGGUUUUGAGGAAAGAGCGAUAAUAACUCCUCGCAAUGAAAUUGACAGUGGAGAGCAGCCAUUAAAAAUGGCAUUAUGAACAUUUGAGCAAGACAGAAAGGAUGGUGGGAUGAGAUCUCCAGCUCAUAAACUGGCACAUCUUUAUUCCUAUCCCAGUUAUACUUGGAUGAGAAGAAUAUCUCCGUGUAGAGACUCAUCUAUGUUGUCCUGUUUCCUAUUUAAUCAAUAAAAUAAUAUGAGUA
Messenger RNA from Archocentrus centrarchus (flier cichlid), 4033 nucleotides. RefSeq names its product APC membrane recruitment protein 2-like. Lineage: Eukaryota; Metazoa; Chordata; Actinopteri; Cichliformes; Cichlidae. Gene Ontology annotation, molecular function: phosphatidylinositol-4,5-bisphosphate binding; beta-catenin binding. Gene Ontology annotation, biological process: regulation of canonical Wnt signaling pathway. The coding region runs from base 146 to 3346 and encodes 1066 amino acids. The transcript has 2 exons. The record is from RefSeq and is a predicted model, not a curated record. Gene Ontology annotation, cellular component: plasma membrane.